UUUUAAAACCCACGAGCGGUGCAUUCGAACUUCGAAACAAAAAAGAUCAAGUGUUCGGCUUCUUGCGUCUUCGUCAGACUCAGAAAGAAAAGAGAAUAAGACAUGGAAGUUGGGGAGCUUGAUUGUACCGUUACUGUAGAAAGUCUAAAUGCUAGAGGUAUAGUAACAAGACGAAGGACUUACAAAAACGUCACAGUUUUAGUGGGAAGGGACGAGUUUCGAGAUAUAAUACUUCGAAUUAUCGCUAAAACUUCUCCCCUUGGCAAAAACUAUCGUUUACGAGAGAUAACAAUUCACAAACGCUUUGUAAGCGAAGGGAAGGCCACAAUAAAGCUUACAACUCUCGGGAUUCAACUACUGUUGGCGAACUGUCCACCGGCAAAGCUUACCGCUUUUCUCAGAUGUAUCGUGGUAAAACUAGCAAAGAAGAAAGAGGACGGAUUUGCUAGUGAGAGAACGAGAAUGCGAAGUGACCUUCCCAAGAACUUUGACACUAUUAGCCCACUAGUCGAGAAAGAUUUUCUUAAGAGAACUACUCCAAAUAAGAAGCGAGCAUUUGGUGAGAUCAAUGGGGGUAACAAUGGUCAGACACCCAAACGCUGUAAGCGUGAAGCAUUGAACGACGUGCCCCGAAAAAAACUGAAUAUAGCUUCUCUGCAAAUGAAGUUUACGGCAGAACAAUCAGCAGUUAUUAAUGCAGUACGCUCGGGCAGGAAUGUGUUCUUUACGGGGAGUGCGGGGACAGGAAAGUCCUUUCUUCUUCGUCGACUUAUUGGCAUGUUGCCCCCUCAGGGGACCUUCGUGACGGCCAGCACAGGGGCGGCCGCUUGCCAUGUAGGGGGCACGACACUACACGCAUUUGCAGGAAUUGGCAGUGGAUGUGCAGACAUUGAACAGUGCAUUGAAUUGGCAUCAAGACCAGGAAGAGUCAAGCUUUGGAAAACAUGUAAGCGCCUGAUCAUCGAUGAGAUAUCAAUGGUGGAUGCAGAGUUAUUUGACAAACUGUCGGCAGUCGCUCAAAGCAUCAGAAGAGAUGACAGACCAUUUGGGGGCAUCCAGUUGAUCCUGUCUGGAGACUUCUUACAGUUACCACCUGUCUCUAAAAUUGGUGAAGGAAAACCCAAGAAAUUUUGUUUCCAGGCUGAAUGCUGGCAGGAUUGUAUCCAAACCACUAUCGAGCUCACCCAAGUUUAUCGCCAACAAGAUCCAAUGUUUGUGUCUAUCCUGCAGAAUAUCAGAGUUGGAAGCUGUCCUGAGAAAGUGUUGUCCAAGCUUGAAGCCACCAAAACCAAUCAGAUAGAAAAGGAUGGUAUCCUCGCCACUAAACUGUGCACACACAAAGAAAACGUGGACCAGAUAAAUAAAGUGCAUCUAUCAAAACUUCCUGGAAAGUCCUUCCUCUUCUCAGCAUGUGACACAGAUACCAGUCAGUCACAGGCAUUAAAUAAGCAAGUUCCAGUACCAGAGAAACUAGAGCUUAAAGUUGGAGCACAGGUGAUGCUUGCUAAGAACCUAGAUGUGUCAAGGGGACUGGUGAAUGGGGCAAGAGGAGUGGUGAAAGCAUUCGAGUCCGGAAACUUGACUAACCCCAUAGUAAAGUUUACAUGUGGAGUAGAGAAGGCUAUCACUGCCGAGAAGUGGGUGAUUCGAACAGCAGGGGGUGUGAUGGUCUCCAGGCGGCAACUACCCCUCAAGCUCGCAUGGGCAGUCUCUAUUCACAAGAGUCAGGGUAUGACAUUAGACUGUCUUGAGAUCUCUUUGGCUCGAGUGUUUGAGUUUGGACAAGCAUAUGUAGCACUAUCUCGUGCGCGUAGUUUACAGGGCUUAAGAGUGUUAGACUUUGACAAGAAGUGUGCACGAGCUCAUCCAGAAGUUCUGAGAUUCUAUGGCAGACUACGGCGGGAUCAGAAGAUGUCUAGCAAAUUGCAAGCACUAGGUAGACAAGAAGAUGACAAAGAAAACAUAUGCUGGUAGUUAAGGGGAAAUUAGAAGCCGAAUAGGGUGGAAGAGAAACUGUAUUUGGAUGUGUGAUGAGAAAAGACAUCUAUUUUGGGAAAAAAGAUAUUUAUUCAUUUAUCAAGAUUGAUCACUAGGAAUAUGGUCCUUUUUUGUGAGAUGUUUUCCCCUACAUGGAUUAAUUUUGGUCAGCCAUAUUUUUCCAGUACAGAUGAUGGCUUUCCACAACAAGUAAGUAUAGAUCUACCUAUAUUUCUGAAAUUUCAUAUUAUUUGUUAUACAGACCAAUUUCAUUUUGCUGUACAUAAUAAUAUUUAUUUAUUCAUUAGGGACAUUUUAGUAAUUUUGUAAAUAAGCCACUACAAUAAAUAUGAAAUUUAUACCUUU
Molecule: messenger RNA, 2343 nt
Organism: Nematostella vectensis (starlet sea anemone)
Lineage: Eukaryota; Metazoa; Cnidaria; Anthozoa; Actiniaria; Edwardsiidae
Product: ATP-dependent DNA helicase PIF1
Exons: 6
Coding region: 103-1974 (623 amino acids)
Biological process (GO): telomere maintenance; DNA repair
Molecular function (GO): DNA helicase activity; ATP hydrolysis activity
Source: RefSeq, a predicted model, not a curated record